ACUUCUUCAAACUCCGAAGCCCAUUUACUGAGAUGCAUUCCAGAAAGUGCCUGACAAGAAAUGAUUUUUAUAGAGAUUCGAGUGCAUAAACUUUACUCUUCCCUCUGUUCUUCCCCAAAUCAGAAGCUCACUUCAUUCUCCUAGAGCUCCGUUCUACCAGUUAACCCACCAGAAACAUGUCAAUUGUCCCAAUCAAUGGCCAACAAGGCACGGUGAGCAAUCCUUCUUCUCUAGAUUUAUGGGAUCCAUUCAACAACUUUGAUCCUUGGAACCCUUUCACUGAUGGUUUCCCUUUCACUUUCCCUUCAUUUCUUUCUACCCCUUUCGCUGGUUUCACCAGUGAAAUUUUCCCUUCCCUUGCGACUCAAGUCAACUGGCGAGAAACCCCAAGAGCACAUGUGUUCAAAGCUUACCUUCCAGGGGUCACCAGGGAUGAAGUCAUAGUUUUCAUUGAUGAUGACAGAAUGCUCCAGAUAAGCACUGAAAAUGGUAACUUCAUGAGCAGGUUCAAGUUGCCUGAGAAUGCAAGGACUGAACAAAUUCAGGGUUUUAUGGAAAAUGGAAUGCUUAUUGUCACUAUUGGGAAAGAAGCCCAGGCUACAGAGAGGCCAAAUGUUAGGGUCGUUGAAAUCACUGAAUAAUGUUACUUUUGCAUGUUGUUUUUGUGCCUAAUUAUGCUACUAUAAAAUUUGUGCAAAUUUGUGGGCUGAUGCUCUAGUUUAAGGUCUAUGUUUUACUUUGUUGAAAUUUGAAAGGGUUUGAUGUUAAGGUACUUCUGUCUUGUCGUAAACCAGUAUUAGUAAUAAUAAAUUUGCGGUUGUGUA
Messenger RNA from Durio zibethinus, 824 nucleotides. RefSeq names its product 17.5 kDa class I heat shock protein-like. The record is from RefSeq and is a predicted model, not a curated record. Lineage: Eukaryota; Viridiplantae; Streptophyta; Magnoliopsida; Malvales; Malvaceae.